AGAGGUGCGUCCGCUGGGGACAGAAAUCUGCCCACUGGGGAUGGGCGAUGCGUCCAUUGGGGAUGGAGUUGCGUCCAGUGGGGAUGGAGAUGCAUCCACUGGGGAGAGGAGGUCUGUCCAUUGAGGAUGGGAGAUGCGUCCGCUGGGGACAGAAAUGUGUCCGUUGGGGACAGGAAGUGCGUCCAUUGGGGAUGGAGACACAUCCAUUGGGGAUGGAGACACGUCCAUUGGGGAUGGAGACACGUCCAUUGGGGAUGGAGGUGCGUCCAUUGGGGAUGGAGAUCCGUACAUUGGGGAUGGAGGUGCGUCCGUUGGAGACAGAGUUUGGAGACGGGGCUCCUGCCGCAGUCAAUGUCGGUGACACAUCGCAAGCAGAAUGUCACCCCGUGGUUCACCUCCCCCGUUCAUCCAUUCCUUCCGGGGGGCACAGAGCCCACGUGCUGCUCCCCAGGAAGGCACGCUGACGCCCUGCAAGGCACGGGAAGCAGACCCAAAGGAUGUGGCCUCGGGGACAUGGCGUGGUGGCCAUGGAUGGGUGGUCACACUUGGCCAUCCGGGAGCUCCGUUCCAACCUUAGCAAUUCUACGGUUCUGGAGGUGUCGUCGGACACGACGGACAAUCCAUGGAUAACCACAUCCAGUGAAGCCACCCGAAUUUUGGAGAAAAGGCCCAGGAAGACGCUGCCGCACCGAGGAGCUUGGAAGCGGCAAUCUCAGGGCCUCCACCUGCCCCCGAGUAUCCCCCAGGCGCUGUCUGUGGUUUGACAGCAUCAUCUCUCUUUUAAAAAAGCCAUCAAAAAGGAACACCACCCCCUUUCCUCUCUGGGGGCCGUUGGCUGGUGCCCGACACGCGCAGUUGGAGGCGCUGAGCCGGAGAAGAGCGGCGCAACCGUCUCAGAGCGCUGAUGAGAUAAAGGAGGAACGUUUUUUUUUCUUUCGAUUAUGGUAAUCGUAGGUGUUACUUGUAAUAGCAGGCGAUAAGAUCUUUAGGAGAGAAGCGGGGAUGUUGCCUGUUUGGGGGUUGUUGUGUGUCUUUUUUUGUUUUGUUUUGAAGUUUGGAGGAGCUCGAGCGGAGCGCGGGGACGGCGUUCUGCUGGGGCAGGCUGGAGCCCUUCCUGCAGGAUCGGCGCGUUCCGAACGUCCCCAGGUCCCUUUUCUUCUCCGGCGGAGCAGCGUGGGGAUGGAGCAGCUCCGCUGGGAGCUGUGGGAAUGGCCGCCGUGCUGGGAUGUGCUCCGCAUCCCUCUGCUGCCGGCAGAGCCCCGACGCUCGGCGCUGAUCCCAAGGAUGAGGUCAGCUCCCCCGGGGACGUCCACCAGGCAUGGAGCCUUCUUCAUCCGCUUCCGAGGAGACGAGGAAGUGCCGGUGUCGGGCGAAAGGAGAGGUCCUCCCGCCUUGUUCCACUUCCCAGUGGGUUACUGGGGUGCUGGCAGUGCCUGCUUCCCACUUCGGGGCCGUGCUCCAAUCCGUUGCUCCCCAAUGGGGGAAGCUGCGCAAGGAACGUGCAGGUGGAGCCCAAUCUCGGCCCCGAGCUUCCUUCCCUCGCCCUCCAAGCGCACGGGAGCCGCUGGGAACCGCUGACCACGCACUGCGGGAACCUUCCUGAGCAACAGCAGGGCGGUGAGAAAGGCAGAAAUGGGAAAUCCCUCCUGCAGAUGUGCGUGGCCAGGGGCUCCCUGCAAAGUGGCAGAGGGGCUGAGCUACGCUGGUGACAGAGGGGCUGCGCUCAGCCCGUGCUCGCGAGCUUGUGCUCUGCAGAAGGGCUCCAAAACUGCGCCUGAGAGCAGAGGAACCCCCGGUUCCUUCUCAGCAGCCAGCAAAUAAAGCCCUAAAUUGCAACGUGGAGGGACAGAAGGCCGCUUUCCUUCCACCAGACUUCGUUGGGAUGGCUAUGUGGACCCGGCUGAUGGGUUAUUUUGGGGGGCUGCGUUUGACACCGGACCCUUCGUUGAAACGGCUCGCUUUGAGAUCUCACCAAAAAUCUGCUUGGAAACAGAGAUUGAGCUCUAGGAUGAGUGUUCCCCACGGGCAGGGACGCGGCGUUCCCAUGGAUGCUCUCCCGUGGUACCCAUCCCACUAGGGUCCCAAUGGGAGAGCAUCCCCAGCGCUGGGAUGAAGGGGAUGGGGCGGUAGCGGGUUCGGGGCUGCGAGCAGCAGGAUGAGGAACAGUCACAUGCGGGGCUUUUCGGGGGGGGGUGCCGAGGAAGUGACGCAGCCCCACAGCUCGCUCUCAGGAGGGUUCUCUGCGGGGAUGUCCCCAGCACCGCUCGUGUGGCCGGGAGGAAAACCUCCACCGCGCACAGGGCCGGGCGCUGCAGCGAUGGGCACAGCUCCCUUCCCACGGUGGGAGCGGCGCCGAGCGUCUCUCCAGACCCUAAAAAAUGAGAGCGAGGUGCUGGCAGCGCUCAGAGCCCGAUCUCUUCCUCCUCCCCGCUCUGCCCCCUUAUCUCCUUCCUCCUCCCGCCCUUGCCCCUUUGCUUUCGGUUCCUCCUGCCCAAAAUAUUUCAGGCUGCUGACGGCUGUCCGGAGGGCUGGCAGCGCUUCUGAAGCACCCACGUUGUUCUGGCGUCACCCCCAGCGGGGACCCCGCGGGGUUCGGGAGCACUCGUGGCCGCCGUGGCCGUGGGGAGAGGCCCCAUCGUUCGGCCCAAGAAAGCCCCGUUUGAUGGCGAGGCCGCUGGCUUCAGGCAGCAGCCGGCACGGAUAAAGGCGGGCUUGUUCCCCUCCCACGCGCGGAGCAGGAUGCGACCCGCGGGGACAGGGCUGCACCCACGCCUGGAGCGCCUCGUCCCGCGGGAAAUGGGCUAUUUUUCUUCUUUUUCCCUUUGCUAAAGCUUUCGGCGGCGGCGCUGCUCCCAGCAGCUGCCGUGGGGAUGUUUUCUUAUUUCUCGCCGAGCUUUUUCUCUUCCCGCUUGUGCUCCAUCCCGGGCUCUCCUGCUGGGUGGGAUGGCUGGGGGUGGGUUUCGGUGCUUCCUUGGCAGAAGAAACCCGUGCUGGCCAAAAACCGCGCUGGGAACAGCAGUCCCAGCCCUAUCCCACACGCCUGCACGGAGAUGCGGUGCCUGUCGCAGCGGUGGUGCAGCUCUCAGCUGUCCUUUCCCCCCCCGACCCCCCCCACAGGUCUCAUGGUACCGAGUGACGCGUCCCUCCCGUGAGAUUUGUGCCCCCGAAGCCCCUGAGAAGAUGUCAGGGAUGCAGGCCGUUUGGCCGUCCGGUACAGAAUGUAUCGCCAAGUACAACUUCCACGGUACCGCCGAGCAGGACCUGCCGUUCAGCAAGGGAGAUGUCCUCACCAUCGUCGCUGUCACCAAGGACCCCAACUGGUACAAGGCCAAGAACAAGGUGGGCCGGGAGGGCAUCAUCCCCGCUAACUACGUGCAGAAGCGGGAAGGAGUGAAGGCUGGCAUCAAGCUCAGCCUCAUGCCGUGGUUCCACGGGAAGAUCACGCGGGAGCAGGCCGAGCGGCUGCUGUACCCGCCCGAGACGGGGCUGUUCCUGGUGCGGGAGAGCACCAACUACCCCGGGGACUACACCCUGUGCGUGAGCUGCGAGGGCAAGGUGGAGCACUACCGCAUCAUUUACUCCUCCAGCAAGCUGAGCAUCGACGAGGAGGUCUACUUCGAGAACCUGAUGCAGCUUGUGGAGCAUUACACCACGGACGCCGACGGGCUCUGCACGCGCCUCAUCAAGCCGAAGGUGAUGGAGGGGACGGUGGCAGCUCAGGACGAGUUCUCCCGCAGUGGCUGGGCCCUCAACAUGAAGGACCUCAAGCUGCUGCAAAUCAUUGGCAAAGGGGAAUUUGGAGAUGUGAUGCUGGGUGAUUACCGGGGGAACAAAGUCGCCGUCAAGUGCAUUAAAAACGACGCCACAGCGCAGGCUUUCCUGGCAGAAGCGUCCGUGAUGACGCAGCUCCGACACAGCAACCUGGUGCAGCUGCUGGGGGUGAUCGUGGAGGAGAAGAGCGGCCUCUACAUUGUCACCGAGUACAUGGCCAAGGGCAGCCUAGUAGAUUACCUGCGGUCGCGCGGGAGGUCGGUCCUAGGAGCAGACUGCCUGCUCAAGUUCUCCUUAGAUGUCUGUGAAGCCAUGGAGUAUCUGGAAGCCAACAACUUCGUCCACCGGGACCUGGCGGCGAGGAACGUGCUGGUCUCGGAGGACAACAUCGCCAAGGUCAGCGACUUUGGGCUGACGAAGGAAGCGUCGUCCACUCAGGACACGGGGAAGCUGCCGGUGAAAUGGACGGCGCCCGAAGCACUUCGAGAAAAGAAAUUCUCCACCAAAUCGGACGUGUGGAGCUUCGGGAUCCUCCUCUGGGAAAUCUACUCCUUCGGGCGAGUGCCUUAUCCGAGAAUCCCCCUGAAGGACGUGGUGCCCCGCGUGGAGAAGGGCUACAAGAUGGACGCUCCCGACGGCUGCCCGGCCAUCGUCUACGAGGUGAUGAAGAAGUGCUGGACCCUGGACCCCGGGCACCGGCCGUCCUUCCACCAGCUCCGCGAACAGCUAGUGCAUAUCAAAGAGAAGGAGCUCUACCUGUGAGGGGGCUCUGGA
This is a messenger RNA of Numida meleagris (helmeted guineafowl), 4545 nucleotides long. RefSeq names its product C-terminal Src kinase (gene CSK). NCBI's taxonomy places the organism in Eukaryota, Metazoa, Chordata, Aves, Galliformes, Numididae. Gene Ontology annotation, molecular function: ATP binding; protein binding; protein tyrosine kinase activity. The transcript has 12 exons. Gene Ontology annotation, biological process: protein phosphorylation; regulation of Fc receptor mediated stimulatory signaling pathway; adherens junction organization. The coding region runs from base 2944 to 4533 and encodes 529 amino acids. The record is from RefSeq and is a predicted model, not a curated record.